CGCCAUCUCAGUCGAGCUAUGACAACUAUUUUGCAUCACUCCUGCUCCUCCAGCGAGUCCGAGCCGACUGUCUCUAAACACCUCUCUUUCGAUUCCCGCAGUAUUGGAAGGCACAGCGCAUCCAGCGGGCCACCACACUCACCUCGUCCAUGUCCCUGCCGGCGGAGUGCCUGGUCCUCUCCGUGUCCAUGCCCUCGCUCAACUCGGAGCCCAAGCGUCCCAAGAGCGCGGGACCCAAGAAGAAGCCCGGCCAGGCCGUCCACUCGAAGCCAUUCCGCCUGUACUGAGUCAGAAGGAGCUGCUCCACAAGUCGCACAAGACGUCACCCAAUCGAAGCACUCAGAGAUUUGUGCACAAGUUGAUAUCGAGGCACGCACUUCUAAAACAUACAUAUGCAGAAUACAUUUUAUCAAACCGUUGAUUGUUUAGAACCGAAAUGGAAACGAAACGUGGCAUUUACAACAUAAUAAACGACUAAAUGAGAGGCAAAGUUAAGCACAAAAUACA
Messenger RNA from Drosophila sechellia, 507 nucleotides. Its product is annotated as serine/arginine repetitive matrix protein 1-like. NCBI's taxonomy places the organism in Eukaryota, Metazoa, Arthropoda, Insecta, Diptera, Drosophilidae. The record is from RefSeq and is a predicted model, not a curated record. The transcript is spliced from 2 exons. The coding region runs from base 19 to 429 and encodes 136 amino acids.